AUGAAUGAACCAAUUUUUCAUUACUAUGGCAAUAAAGCAGGUGUUGAAGGAGCAGAUUAAGUUAAAUAAGUAAUUGAUGAUGCAACUAGAGGAUCUGAAUAUUAUAAAAGAUAAUAGGAGAAACGAUAAUAAGUUCUUUAAAAAGUGAAUAAGAUGUAGAUGGAAUUGGAUAAUUAUAAGAAGAAUGAACUAAAAAUCAAAGAAACAAAAGAAUUUAUUUAGAAUAAAGUGAAAGAAUUUUAAAUUAACACAGAUAGAAUUUGGGCGCAUUUUGAUAUGGAUAUGUUUUAUGUAGCUUGUGAACUAUUAGAUAAACCAGAACUUAAAGAUAAACCAGUUGCUGUAGGUUAAAGUAUAAUAUCUACAGCAAAUUAUGUUGCUAGAAAAUAUGGUGUUAGAUCUGCUAUGCCAGGUUUUGUAGCUAAGAAGUUAUGUCCAGAUCUCAUAUUUAUUCCUUGUCAUUUUGAGAAAUAUAGGAGUGUUUCAAAUGUAUUUGAAUUAGAUUUACAUUAGAUUUUUAUGACUAUCCUGAAGAAGUAUGAUGACAAUCUAGAAUCUAUGGGGUUGGAUGAAGCAAAUUUAGAUCUUACAGAAUAUAUAAAUAAUUCCUAAGAAGAUCCAGCAAUACUAUGUGAAAAUAUUAGAAAAGAUAUAUUCUUAGCAACUCAACUCACAGCAAGUUGUGGAGUUGGUCCUAAUAAAAUGAUUGCUAAACUUGCUUCUGAAAUUAAUAAACCUAAUGGAUUACAUAUUGUUGAAUAAACUCCCUCAGCUGUUCUUAAUUUUUUAGAAAAAUUACCUAUAAGAAAGAUCCCUGGAAUUGGGAAUAUCACUGAAUAAAUAUUAAUUGGAUUAAAUUUUAAUAUUUGUAAGGAUGUCAGAGACAGAGCUGAUGAACUUUAUGUAAUCUUUACUCCUAAAACUUUUGAAUAUAUAUUUUAUUCUUGUUGGGGAGUAUCAAGAAACUAUCAUGUAGAAUUUGAAGAUUAACAUAGUAUAAGUUGUUAAAGAACUUUUUCUAGCAUAAGUACUUAAAGAGAAUUUGAAGAUAAAAUUGAUUAUAUAGCAGAAAUAUUAGCAGAAGAAAUGUAAUCAGAAGAAAAAGUUGGAAAUCAUCUUACUUUGAUUAUUAAAACAUCUAAAUUUGAAAUAAGAAGUAAAUCAUUGUAACUUAAUUAAUAUACAAAUCAAUCUAAAUAAAUUGCUAUAUAUGGAAAAUAAUUACUUAAGAUUAUGUAAUUAGAUGAACCAAUAAGAUUACUUGGAUUAAAAAUGAGCUCAUUAGCAAAUGAAAAAUAAAUUUAAAAAUAAUCCAUCUCUACUUAUUUCAAAAGACAAAUUGAUAAAUCAAAUGGCUAAGAAAACUUAGUACCAUCUAUCAAGGGUUCAAAAUCUCAUUAAAUUUCUGAUGAAAAUGAUUCUAUUAAUAAAAUACAAUUACCAUAACAAGAUCAAUCAAAACCUGAUAUAUUAAGUGAUGAUGAGGCUAGUAGUAUUAGUAAUUAGAUCCUAUCUGGAGUUAAUAGUAAAAGUCAUUAAUCACAAUAAUAAUAACAAUAAUAUUAAUAAAAAUAGUAAGCAUAACCAAAAUCAUUUCGUUGUCCUAUUUGUAAUAAGGAAAUUGAUUGUAAAGGGAAUAAUACUGUAUUAAAUAAGCAUAUAGAUAGAUGCAUAACAUAAUAAAAUGUAAUAGUAGAAUAAUCAGAUGAGUCAAAUAGAAAUUUUUCUGGUUCAAAAAACAAGGUUCCAUCUAAAAUUGAAAGUAAGGCUUAGAAGAGUUUAAAUUUUUUUAAGAAAUGA
This is a messenger RNA of Paramecium pentaurelia, 1800 nucleotides long. The record is from the annotation of a GenBank genome assembly. NCBI's taxonomy places the organism in Eukaryota, Ciliophora, Oligohymenophorea, Peniculida, Parameciidae.